AUGUCUCAAGGUGAGUUCUAAUUUUAUUAUACUAGGCAUCUGCAAUUAUGGCCGACCUUUUUAACAAUAAUCCUUCAUUUCCAGGACCGAGUAGCGAUUUGGACUCCCAAGGGUAAGAAGUUGCUAAUUCUCUGUUCUCCCAUCGUUUUUGGGGGGAGUUGGACUAUUUUCGAAAAGAUUUUUUAGAUUUUGGAUAAUAUUUUCCUUUUUAGAGCCAGCUCCAUGCGCUUCUUGUUCGGUGGAAGUGCGGAGGCAUUGAAGGCCGCUGAGUUGGCGGCGUUGAAGGCUCAGACCCAAGCCGAUGAAGAAGACGUUCAAAGUUCCGAAAAUCGGCAGCAAACAGAAAGAGACGAUACUAAUGUAAGAAAAUUUGAAUUUUUUGUUGAAUUUUAGGUGAAUUCAGGCGGAAGAUGUAGAAAUGUGAUGUCUCCUUUUCUUAGAGCUUUUAUUAUAGCCAUUUUCAAUCUAAAUUUUGCGGAACUGAACUCUUUCUUAUAUUGUACUUGACUAAAAGGUCUUCUUUCAGCAUGGGAAUGGCGAUGGUCUCAGCACAGUCUACGAAGAAUCCGCCGAAACCCCGGUAGAGAUUGCAGAAUCACAGUCAAAUGGAAAUGGGACAACUCAAGAAGUUCCAGAGGAAAAGAUCGAGGAGCAGCCGCAAGAGGUCCCAGAAGUUGUUGAGGAUAAUGUCGAGAACUUCCUAGAAGAAAAGGAAGAGACUCAACAAGCUCCAGAAGAGCCCAUGGAGGUUGGGGAAGAAGAAGAGAGUGCCGAAACGGCUGAGCCUGAAGUCGAGGAGCCAGUUGAGGAAGUUCAACAACAAGAAGAUGGAGAAGAUAAAAUUGAUGAGGUGGAGGAGCUUCAGGAAGAUGAAGAAGUGGAUGAACAAGUCCCAGAAGAGCCAGUAAUUGUUGAGGAACCGGGGGAAGAACCAAAAGCUCAGUCUGAAGAGCCAAGGGAACAAGAAGAACAGCAAAAUGAAGAAGACAAAACCUCAAAAACAGCAGUUGAGAACUCCCAAGGCCCUGAACUUUUAUCCGUUUGGGCUCAGAAACCCGAAUCCGAGCAGAUUGAGUCUCCAGAAACUGUUAUUGAGCCCGCUGAAGUUGGAGAAAAGGAUAAAGAUCCAGCUGAAGAAGCAAAAACUGUAGAGGACGAGGAAAUUUCACAGCCAGAGGAACCGGAAGAAGCAGCUGCAGGUAAAAAACUUUUAUUUUUUUGACUAAACUGAUUAACCUUUGUCUAGUGUAAUAUAAUUUUUUGCUUGAAAAUGAAAUUUUUUGACCUUGUUAGCAUCGAUUUGAUAUUAGAAUGCUAUUUUGAGUCAAAUAAUUGUAUUUUUCAGCUAAAACUCCCCGUUCCACUCGCCGUGGCCGAAAGUCCGAAGCCGAUAAAGCCCAGGAAACCCCCAAACCGGCUCCAAGAUCAAGCCGGCGCAACAAACAAACUGAAAUUGAAGAGAGCGUUGAGGAAAAGGAGGAAGAGAAGCCAGAAGAACCUCCAGGUAAGGGAAAUUGACCUUAUUUUAGAUAAUUUCGGGUGUUAUUUUAGCUAAAACCCCCCGUCGAGGACGUCGUUCCGUCCCAGAAGCGACUGAAAAGCCAGUUGAACAGCCGAAAUCAGCUCCCAGAGGACGUCGCGGCCGAAGAUCAGAGCCGGAAAAGGUCGAGGAAGAGGAGGAAAAGGUGGAGGUUGAGACAGAAGAGAAAGAAAAGAAGCCGGAAGAGGUCGAUGAGGUAGUUGAGGAGGUCGAAGAAAAACCAAAAAGUGAGGAUUUAAAUAUUUUUUGUUUGGAAUUUUAGGUUGAAUAAUACGACGAUUUUUUACAAAUUUGGACAAAAGUAGAGGGAAUGCUGAAGAAGGAAUUAAUUUUUGAUCCUUUUAGCCUCAGGCAGAACCCCCAGAUCCGCCAAAAAGGCCGACAAAACCCCAGCUUCCACGGCCAAGCCGAAGAAAACUCGGCUCUCUCAAGCCGAUAAACUCAAGGAGGAUCUGAAGGAAAGCGGGAUCACUAUCGACGAAGACACCCCAGCCGGUGGCCGUCGAUCCAGCCGAAGAAAACCGGCAGAAGAACCGAAAGCCGCCGAAACACCGAAGCCCCCCAAAAAUACCCCGAAAUCCAGAAAAACCCCGUCGAAAAAGGAUACCCCCAAGGAAAAGGAAGAGGAAAAGGACGAAGAAAUGGAAGUAGAUGAAGAAGAGAAGGAGGAGGCAGAAGAAGAACCCAAGCCGACCCCGAGAAGAGGCCGAAAAGCGGCCGAGAAAUCGGAAGUAACCCCCAAAAAGCCGGCCCGCGGAAGAAAACCGGCCACGGAACCGAGGAAACCCGCCAAAAAGGCGACGAAUUUGAAUAAAACCGCCGAUCCGGAUGAUCCAUUCAAUUUCGACUCACAAGGAAAUAAUCAUCCACAGCCGCUUUUCAGCGUAAGCCGAUUUUUGAGAUUUUUUGGGAAAUUUUUUAUUUUUGAUUUUUUUUUGUUAAAUUGAGAUGAUUUUUGAAUUUUUUUAGGUGACCAAAGCCGGAUUCAGCAACAUCAAGUUCACGUUGUCGCCGAGGAACAAAAAACCAGCCGAGUAUGUUGUAGUAGAAAGAAUUGUUACCUAAAAUUUUUGCAAAUUUAGGGCCAGAUAUGCGAACACCGAGAAAGCCGUCGCCGAAAGACUGCAGUCCCAGCCGGAAGACCCCGAGGAGCCAGAACAGUGUCAGUUGUCCAUCACCGAGCUCAGCACCUCCACGCCGUCGGGGAAAGCCGCUUUGAAGUCGGUGACUCCAAGAUCAGCGCAAAAAACUCCGAAGGCAAGAACUCCGGCUGAACCGAAAAGUGCACAAAGGGCUCCUAAGUAUGUUUUGAGGGCUUGGGAAGGUGUUUUUUGUUGUUUUAGGGAGUUUCGGGCAAUUUCAGGUUUUCGUGGUGGGACCCAAUUUUUUUAAAAUUUUGAGAGAUGCUUGGAUUUUUGGAGCUAAUAUGAGUUUUUGUGUGUGAAAUAGUAGAAAAUAGAAAAAUUGUGGGUAAUAGACAUCAUUGGUUCCAAAAAACCUUAUUUUAGACAAAAACUUUGCUGAAAUUGAAAAAAAGUUGAUUUUUUGGUAUUUUUGGAGUAAAUGUGUAUAAUAAUGUCUUUAUAAUGUUCCAGAGAAAAGAAAGAAACCCCCAAGGCUGUGGAGAAACGCGCCGAACCCGAGAUAACAGCUCCAGUUGUCCCGAAAGAGGAUCAAAAAGACAUUGACUUCGCCCAUGAACCCUUCCCAACCGGAAUGCGAGUUUUUGCCCUCUGGGGAAGAGAACUCUAUCCCGCGAUUGUGGUCGACCGCGACGGACUCGGCCGUUACAAGGUGUUCUUUGUUGAAGAUAACCUCCAUCGAGACAUCCCACCAACUGGAAUCGUCCCGUUAGCCUGGCUCAAAGAGGGCACAAGUCUCACCAUUACCAACGAUGACGAGCUACAGGUCGAUGUGCAGGUCACCAAUGUCCCAGCGACGGACAAUGUGGAGGAAUGGGUGAACGCAAUCUUUGAAGUGAAGGAUGAAGAAGGAAACUAUAAAACGUAGGGUUUUGAGGAGUUUGUAGUGGAAGAUUGAGGGCUAGAAUUAAAAGGAAAGUACUUCUAUGGAGUAUGGAGUUACAGGUCGAGACAUAUAUCAAAAAAUCGCAAAAUUUUUCUGAUUCAGAAUGUGUAAAAGUUAGCUGCUUAAUUUUGGUUUGUAAGGGUGAAAAGUCCACAGAACUUUUCUCGCCACACCACGCAAAUGCCUUUUUGAUCAAGUUUUUAUCAAUUCAAAAGUUUUGUUUUGAGCUAAAGUAAACUUUCACAAGCCUUAAAAUAUCAAAUUUGAUUAAUGCUACACCUUAGUAGAAGUUACAAUGUAAAAAAGAGGCGUUGUAGUAUUAAUCAAAGUUGAUAUUUUAAGGCUUUUCAAGAUGCCAGGGUUUACUUUAGCUCAAAACAAAGCUUUUUAAUUGAUAAAAACUUGGUCAAAAAGGCAUUUUCGUGGUGUUGCGAGACAUAUUCUGUGGAUUUUUCACUCUUACAAAACAAAAUUAGGCAGCUUACGUUUACAUAUUCGGAAUCAGAAAGAUUUUGCGAUUUUUUUGAUGUAUGUCUCGACCUGUAACUCCAUUUACCAUAGAAGUGCUUUCGUUGUAAUUUUUGGUAUUUAACACUAAUUAUUUUACCUUUAGUUUGCCCUGGUCCAAGCUCUACUUGACCCUGCAACAACAAAAAACAAUCGGAGUACCCAAGAAUAAGUCGGUGGUGGUGGGUGAGGACAAUGUGGUCCCAAGAUCUCGCCGAUCCCAUGCCGCCGUCCCCACCACCCCACAAGAGCCCAAGAAGACUCCCGGAAGAAAACGAAAAGCGGAUCAGGAGGAAACGACCGAAACUCCAACAGAACCCAAAGCUAAACGAGGAAGAAAACCGAAGACUCCGCUGGCUGAAAACACACAAGAAGAGGUGGAACUGAGCACGGAGGAGCUGUUCAAAGGCCGUUACUACCUUUUAACUUCAUCUGCUCGACGCGCCAACAGUAAGUUAUAUUGGAGUUGAGGGCAGGUGUAAUAUGGGAGGAAAUUGGUGGAAUUUUAAAGUUUUGAUUGGGUUUUGGAAAGUUUUGGGUGUUUUUUGGGAUGCUUGUGGGUUGGAAAAAGGUUAGAAAUGAUUUGAACGAGCUGUCUUGAUCAUCAGGGUUUUCGUGGUGGGACAAAAAAAAAUUAAAAUUUUUUGAAAUUCAAGCAAAAGUAAGCAGAUUGGCUUUGGAUGUGCAGAAAAUAAAAGAUUAAUGCCGUAUUUUCAGUUACCGAAUUCAACAAACGGGAGUUCAAGGCCAUGAUCGAAGCCAGAGGUGGGCAUGUGGCAGAGGAAAUUUCGGAACUCCCGGAAGACGCGGAGGCCUAUCUGGUGGCGGAUACCUUCUACAGAACCCACAAGUACCUCUUUGCACUGGCUGCGGAUAUUCCUUGCGUUCACUUUAGCUGGGUUCAACAGUGCGUUGAUCAGGUGAGUCUAGUAUAAUAUAAAAAAUUUUAAAAAAUUGGAUUUUUUCUGUUGGAAAUUAGCUAAAAUGGAAUUUAAAUGCUAGUUAGAGAUGUUUGAGAUUAUUUUUUAGACAAGAAAUUAUAGUAUUUGGUGGUGUAAUAUGAUUUUUUUUUCAGAACAAGAUCCUCCCCUACCAAAAUUUCCUUCUCCCGGCUGGAAUCUCGGCCUUGGACGACGAACAGUACCCGUGCAAACCGCUGAAAGGCCGCCUGCUGAAGGGGAAAAGGAUGCUGGUUUAUUCGAGCCAACCGGCCGCCGAAAACGCGGUCCAAUUCACGGAUAUCUGGCGCCCACUGCUGAACACGCUCGGCGCCACGGUCCUCAAGUCUCCGGACUCUAAACACGAAGAAACGAAGCAGUUCAUCAUCGAUAAUGACUUCGAUUACAUGUUGACUGACAGAAGUUGCACUCCGGAGUUGGUCCAGGCCGUCGAAGCGAAGGGAAAGAAGGUAGUCAGCUCAAAUCUGGUCAUCCAUGUAAGUUUUUGGAGGAGUAGAAGUGAUCUUAUGCGGUUUGAUGGGGUUAGCGGCAUUUUGGAGAAGUUGGUUAGGGCGCAGUUCGCGGAAAAUAGAAAUUGAUAAAUUAGCCGUAAUUUUGGAAUAAUCUUAAAAUACAGACUACUUAUGGUCAUAAUAAAGUUUUUUAGUAUUUUUCAGAGGAGUUUUGGGAUUUUAGUAUAUUUUUUAUAUUGUACAUGGUCAUAUUAGACAUCAAUAUUAUUAUUUUUUUCAGGGCAUUGUCACCGGCGAUUGGGUCGACGUCAGCGCCCAUCCAUCCUUCUCACCCUCCGCCUAA
Bursaphelenchus xylophilus (pine wood nematode) is the source of this 5829-nucleotide messenger RNA. Lineage: Eukaryota; Metazoa; Nematoda; Chromadorea; Rhabditida; Aphelenchoididae. The record is from the annotation of a GenBank genome assembly.